GGUAGAGUGGGCGGUAGGGCCCUGAAGGCCCGCCCCUUAGAGACUUCUGACACAGCCUCAACUCUCAGGGUAGUGUACACAUCUGGGCAGCUGGCGGGAGCAUGAACAGCUCACAGGUGGGAGCUACGGCCAAGGCUGCCUGGCUGAGCUGCUGCAACCAGUCUGGGUUGCCAUUCCGACCCCCGGAGGGGCCACACAUGGUGCAGGCAGUAGUGCUGGGCGUCCUGUCGCUUCUGGUGCUCUGUGGGAUCCUGUUCCUGGGUGGUGGACUCCUCCUCCGUGCUCAGGGCCUCAUAGCCCUGCUGGCCCGAGAGAGGCAUUCGUCUUUCAGCCCUGAGGCUGAGCCCGGUGCCUGUGGAGGGGAUGAAGACUCCUAGGGGUCAGCUGCUGUGGAGACUCAGCUCCUUCUGGGCCAUGCCAUCCAGAGCUCAUUCUGUGGGGCACAGCAAAAGUCCAACCCACAAGCUCUUGUUUCCUGUACAGGUGCUGGACAUCUCCCCCCUCACCUGCCACCCGCCCGCACCCCAUUUGUGCUUGUGAUGACGGACUGAAGACACCAGGCUGGUGGCUCCUCAUCCUGGGACCCUGGCACUCAGCUGCCUCCGAGCUUCUCCCGAUGUUCCUGAGUUGGGUGCAGGAGACUCAUGUUCAGAACAAGUGAGUCUGCUUGGUGACACCCCACCUGUGUGGAUAUUAGUGUGCCUUCUGCACACUGGGCCUCCGUGGACAUGAGUACAGCUCCUCUUCUACCUGAUGCUAGACGGCAGAUUCUGACAACCCAGCAACCUAGUGCUGCCGAGAACCUGGGUUAGCACCUCCCAUCUGGAGAGAGUGUCAGCCAUCCCGCAACACACCAUCUCUUUCCAUGGCUUUGCUAUUAAAUAGGCCAGUAACACA
Molecule: messenger RNA, 897 nt
Organism: Mastomys coucha (southern multimammate mouse)
Lineage: Eukaryota; Metazoa; Chordata; Mammalia; Rodentia; Muridae
Gene: Smim41
Product: small integral membrane protein 41
Exons: 2
Coding region: 102-377 (91 amino acids)
Source: RefSeq, a predicted model, not a curated record